CUCAGGACACUGCAGAUAGAAAAAUUAUCCACACUGAAGCUGAAGCGAUGACAAAGAACGCAGAACACAUUUUCAUUUUACUGCUCUCUCUGAUGACAGCAGUAGCUCCCGGGAAUGCAACUGACACCUGUCCAGAUGUGAGCAUUGUGGGCCUGAAUGGUAAUGAAAAGCUCGCCAUCCUCCGAGGAUGUCCAGGCGUACCUGGUGCGACAGGGCCAAAAGGAGACCCAGGAACUAAUGGUGCAAAAGGAGAGAAAGGCCUUCAAGGAACCCCAGGAGAAAUUGCACCUGGUGGUGUACAAGGAGAGAAAGGUGAUGUGGGUCCUACUGGCCCAAAAGGGGACAAAGGAGAGCCAGGCCCCCCAGGAACAUUAGGUGGAGAAAAAGGGCUGGAUGACUUCCACUGUAGGCAAGGGGCAAAGAACUGCAAAGAGCUCUUGGCCAAGGGGGUGAUCCUGAGUGGCUGGUACACCAUCUACCCCUGGGACUGUGUGCCACUGACCGUGCUGUGUGACAUGGACACGGAUGGAGGCGGCUGGAUUGUAUUCCAGAGACGGACCGAUGGCUCUGUGGAUUUUUUCCAGGACUGGAACUCUUACAAGAGAGGAUUUGGAAGGCAACUCACUGAUUUCUGGCUGGGGAAUGACAACAUUCACCAAUUGACCUCACUAGGAGAAAAUGAGCUGCGCAUUGAUUUCAUUGAUUUUGACAACAGACACACUGUGGCCAAAUAUGAGACCUUCAACAUUUCAGGGGAGGCAGAUCAGUACAGACUGGGACUUGGAGCCUUCCUUGAGGGCACUGCAGGUGAUUCACUCACUUCCCACAACAACAUGCCUUUCUCCACCAAAGACAGACAGCAGGAUCCUGGCAACAAUAACUGUGCAGUGACUUACAAAGGAGCUUGGUGGUACAACAGCUGCCACCACAGCAACCUCAAUGGGAUGUACUGGCUUGGGUCUCACUCCUCUUAUGCUGAUGGUGUGAACUGGAGAACCGGCAAAGGGUACAACUAUUCCUACAAACGCUCGGAAAUGAAAUUCAGGCCCCGGGAAUAGUCAAAAUUGGUGAGACAGCUGUCUCUUCAACUGCAUUUGAGAAGAGACAGUUUCCCUAUUUCCUGCCAGGAUGAGGGAAUGCAAAGUUGACAUCUUACAAAUCCUCUGUUUUAAUAGUGCUUCCACCACAGGCUAAUGAAUACAGUGGCAAAAGGUUCAGUUGGGAUUUUUUUGCCACUGACAUGCAAAUGUCUUGAGCCAGCUGGAAUCCCAACCAAGCCAACAUCUUCACGUGUUAGUUCAUACGGACACAUAUCUCUAGUAUGCCUGCUGAGCAGAAAUGAACGACUCUUUGAUAAUAUAAGGAUUUUGGUUUAUUAUUCUGGCAACAUUCACAACAAAGUUAAAUAAAAUCAUAAUAUUGUAAUGUGUG
Gekko japonicus is the source of this 1431-nucleotide messenger RNA. RefSeq names its product ficolin-2-like. The transcript has 10 exons. Bases 48 to 1058 code for a protein of 336 amino acids. NCBI's taxonomy places the organism in Eukaryota, Metazoa, Chordata, Lepidosauria, Squamata, Gekkonidae. The record is from RefSeq and is a predicted model, not a curated record.